Molecule: messenger RNA, 810 nt
Organism: Oncorhynchus gorbuscha (pink salmon)
Lineage: Eukaryota; Metazoa; Chordata; Actinopteri; Salmoniformes; Salmonidae
Exons: 3
Source: RefSeq, a predicted model, not a curated record
CUGCUGCUGCUGCGUGGAGGACGGAGAGGAGCGAUACACAUGGAGCAACAUAACCUGAGGACCCCUGUGCUCCCCCUCCACCUCCCCUCCACCUCCUCCUGUCUGUCCUUCACCUCCCUGCUGUCUGCCCGCAUCACCAGAGCCCUGGAAGGAGAACAGGAGAGGUCGGUGUGUGUGGUGCUAACAAACGGUCUACUGGGGCUGUUCCACUGUCCUCGACACCCCUCCACAGCCCCAACCCAUCAACCCCAGAGCCAGCCUCACGACCUUGGCUCAGUCACAGUCCAGAACCAGGGCCUAACCCUGCAAACUCUAGUAGAUAACCUGGAGCCAGACCUCAUCCUUCCCUACGACCAGCUAGACUCUCUCCUCUUCUACAUCCCAGACACUUGCCUUUGCCUGAAGCUCCCCUCCUCCCCGUCAGGAGGACCCUCCACCCCACAGCAGCUCCUCCACCUGCUCUUCACCUCCUGGGAGAUGGAAGAGAACCAGAGCUGUGUGAAAGGAGGUUAUGCAGCACAUCUAGUGGAGACUGCCAUGUUGUCGUCCCAGACCAGCCAGCGGACAACCUCCUCAACAAACCCAACUCUCACUCCAACGAAGACCUCUACUAACCCAGAUACCUUCACCCUCCAAACUCUAACUAAUCCCCUUCUCUCUGACAUCCUAUCCCACGUAGUUCCAGGAGGACAGAGACUCCUCCUGCUGUGUCUCCUGUGUCCUGUUCUUGACCCAGCGCCAUCUCUGUGUGCUAAAGGUGGACUUCAAAGCUCUGUCCCGGGGAACCACCGGAGAUGGACCGUCAGAUGA